Trichosurus vulpecula (common brushtail) is the source of this 2194-nucleotide messenger RNA. RefSeq names its product ankyrin repeat and sterile alpha motif domain containing 4B (gene ANKS4B). Lineage: Eukaryota; Metazoa; Chordata; Mammalia; Diprotodontia; Phalangeridae. The coding region runs from base 123 to 1376 and encodes 417 amino acids. The transcript has 2 exons. The record is from RefSeq and is a predicted model, not a curated record. Gene Ontology annotation, molecular function: protein binding. Gene Ontology annotation, biological process: brush border assembly.
UAGUCACUGAUUAACCCUCCCCAUUGAGGCAGGGCUGCUGGGUAAGCCACUCUGCCUGGUGGAAGACUUAGAGUAAAUACUCUAUGAGUGCCGGGUGAGGUAAGGGAAGAGUCGAAUUUAAAAUGUCAACCCGGUACCACCAGGCCGCAACUGAUGGCUACCUGGAAAUUCUGAAAGAGGCUACCAAGCGAGAUCUCAAUCUGUCUGACGAAGAUGGCAUGACCCCCACACUCCUGGCAGCCUACCAUGGCAACUUGGAAGCCCUAGAGAUCAUCUGUAGCAGGGGGGGUGAUCCUGAUAAAUGUGACAUUUGGGGAAAUACUCCCCUCCAUUGUGCAGCCUCCAAUGGACACACCCACUGUGUUUCAUUCUUGAUCAACUUUGGUGCCAAUGUAUUUGCCCUAGACAAUGACCUACAGUCUCCACUAGAUGCUGCUGCCAGCAGAGAGCAGAGUGAAUGUGUUGGCAUCUUAGACCAAGCCGCCAGGGAUCAGAGCAUCCUGAAUCCAAAAAAAGUUGCCAGACAGAAGGAGCAGGCCCAAAGAAAUGCCAGGAAGCAGAUUAAAGAUUGUGAAAAACUUCAGGAUAAACAUCAGAAUAAAAUGAAUCGCACAUUCAACAAGGAGAAGGCUGGGACCCUGACUUCUUCCAAGGGUACUUUUUCCAGGUCAUCUUCAAACUCCUCUGUUCCCACUGUAUUUGAAACAUUCUCCAAGGGUUUAAAAGGUACCUUCAAGGCAAGAUAUAAGAAGAAUAGGAAUGCAGAAGAACAGAUGGGAAAAGGCACAGAGAAGAAGAGCAGGAGAGGGCAGCAAAAUGUGAUGGAAGUGUUCCAGGAAGAUGAGGAAGAGUCAUUCACAAAUGGUUUCAAAGAUAAGCUACAGCUCACAGAAGACAAGAAUAGUGAUGAGCAGCAAGAGUCCAUUUUCAACCGUCCUGGUCUGGGCAAUAUUGUGUUUAAAAGAAAUUCAGCCAUUGAAGAUAUCUCAGACAGCAAAAGAGAAAUAAGGUUUAAUAUAGUUUCUGGAUUACUCCAGAAAGAAGGAUCAGGAGGCAUUAGUGAGACUGACCCAGAAGCAGAGGUAGAAGAAGAAGAUGAAGAUGAUGUGCCUUGGAAUGGGAAUGAAGUGGAAUGGGAGGAAGAUGAAGCAGAUAUUACCCCUCUUGAAUUGUUCUUGAUAUCUCAGAACCUGAGUGAGUUCAUCCCCAUCUUUAUGAGAGAACAAAUAGAUCUAGAAGCCCUCUUACUUUGCUCAGAUGAGGAUCUCCAGAGCAUACAAAUGCAGCUGGGCCCAAGGAAGAAAAUCCUCAAUGCCAUAGGUAGAAGGAAGCAGUUACUGCAGCAUCCUGGCCAGAUGACCGACACAAGCCUCUGAUGAAUGAGUGUGUCCAGGGGGAGUAAUCAAGAGUAUGGGACCUUUAUAAUGUAGGUCUGGGAAACAUCUUGAUGCCAGGCCACUGCUUCUCUCUCCCUUCUCUUUCUACACCCAAAAACAACCAAAUAAAACCUCAAAUCCAAAUGACCACCUGGAAAAUCCCUCAUUACCUUCUAGGGGAAUCUUACCUUGACUUGAAGAUGUCUUCUAGACCUUCACAUCUUGAACUCUGGGGAGACUCUUUCCAAAUAAACAACCACUGAGUGUCAUAAAGAGACCAAGGGAACAUAGAAAUGGCUCAUUUCACAAGUAUUUUUCAAGUAUUUUUUCUGAUUCAUCUUAGGAAAGGUCUAGUGAAUGACAAUGAAGAAAAAAGCACCUUCUUUCUGGUUUCAACUCUGAAUUUGAGCUAUCAUUUCUCAUCAUAUUAUAUAACCUGUUUCUUUUAUUCAAAUUCUUCUAAAGUGACCAGGCCAUCCCAUUUGAAAAACCUCUUUACACUUCUGAAGUGAACACCAAAAGCAUUAUCUAAGGGUGGUCUGAAUACACAGAGGGGUCCUUCACCUCUACUUUGGAUGGUCAUUUGGCAUUGAUAUUACAGGGUAGCCUACACAAAUUCUAUUAACCUCCCACAACACCAAAAUAACUUUCCAGCAAUUAGUUGGUUUUGAGUCCUCAUAGCACAAAGCCAGAUGGUGUCCAAAUUCAUACUCCUGACACCAUCUUUAUUAGUACUCUAUGCUCCCAAAUCAAAUGUACUUGUCAGGUGCUUCUUGUCAAACCCAACAAAUGGUGAAUAAACAUAAAUGGUGAAUCAU